AUGGAAGGUCACUGUAUGCCAGAGGAAAGAGAUCUCGUCCCUGCCCCGUGGGCAAUCCAUCAACACUCAUUCCCCUCUGGAACAAAGACAGAUUCAAAAUCUCUAGCUUACUACACCCUUCUCUCUAGAGCCUUUUUCCAAAACUCUUCCGCUCCGACCUAUCGGGUUCUAUCUCAUGAUCUUGGACCCUGGGCAGAGGGAUUUCAUGCUUCUUUGUCUUCUCUUGAUUGGCCCAUGAGAGAUAGGGUUGAGGACGUUAUCAAGGAAGCUGCUCCCAAGGAGGGAGGUGCUGUUGGAGCCAACCAUCUGAUCAAGCCGGAGUUGAACCAGCCUUUGGAGUUGGGGUUGAACCUGCUUAGCCAGCCGAAGAGCUAUAAGAAGCUUUGGACGGAGUGGGACCUGCUUCUUAGGGCAGCGAGCUUUAGGCAGAGACAAGAGUUCAGAUCCUAUGGUAUGGAGCUUCUUAGGACAGCAGUGGGGUACUUUGUUGAUAGGAAAUCAAGAAGUCAAAGUGAACCUCCCAUCCUUUCUCCAUAUGUUGGGGAUGUGCUCACAGAACUAAUUACUGAAUCCGCGGGAGACUCAUGGCCAGCUCCUGGAACAAG
Dovyalis caffra is the source of this 605-nucleotide messenger RNA. The record is from the annotation of a GenBank genome assembly. NCBI's taxonomy places the organism in Eukaryota, Viridiplantae, Streptophyta, Magnoliopsida, Malpighiales, Salicaceae.